AUUCAUGUAGAUGUACAGAAGUUCAUUCGGAAUAUGAGCCUCAAAAGAUUUUUCAUUAGGAAAAAGUCAGAAAAUCCUAGGAAUUUCGAAAAUACCCAAGCCCAUGAACAAAAUCCACUUAAACGUUUUAAACCUCCAUCCACCUUCUGUCCUUAUGACAAAGGAAGUCAACUUGAAGUGUUCAACCAAAUGGUCCUAAGGGAUUUGGAUAGGUUUACCAAAAAGAGAGAAUUUUGCAAUAAUUUAACUAAAAAAGAGAUGGGGAUUUUGAACCAAUUAAAAGAUAGAGACGACAUUAUCAUUAAGAACGCUGACAAGGGGGGAGCUAUAGUGGUUAUGUCGGUGGAAUUUUACUUAGAGGAAGCAUAUGGGAUAUUGGGUGACAAGAACACAUACACCAAACUCCAUGGAAAUCCUAAUCAAGAUUUUAAGGGCGCAUUAGAGAUAAUGUUAAAAAGUGCCCUUAAGGAUGAUAUCAUUGAUCUACAGGUAUAUACAUUCUUGUAUCAUGAAUCUCCAAGAAUUCCCAAGAAUGCUUUCUCUAUCCAACGGAUCCUAAAGAAACAUUGGUCCAUCCUACAACAGGAUGAGUACCUAGGACCAGAACUGCCAGAUAGACCUCAAGCCAUAUAUAGAAAGGGAAGAAACUUUGCUUCCUAUUUAACUUCUAGUCUGUUUACACAAAAGAGAGGACGGAGUUACACCAGAAAAGGUUUUUACACUUGCGGACACUGUAAG
Pelobates cultripes (western spadefoot toad) is the source of this 738-nucleotide messenger RNA. NCBI's taxonomy places the organism in Eukaryota, Metazoa, Chordata, Amphibia, Anura, Pelobatidae. The record is from the annotation of a GenBank genome assembly.